AUGAAGCAGGCAGCUAUGCACGCCAAGGCCGAACAUUUCAACUCCAAGGGAUCGGCUUCGGCUCCCCCAAGCCAAACAACAACGGCCGAUCGGCCUUCAACACAGAGCCAUGACCGAUUUCCGGCAAAUCAAACUGCCAGUCCGGCCCCCUACCGAACGGCCCCCCCAGCCUCUUCUCCUUACGAGGCUCGACACAAACGAAAAGACAACUUCCGGGAUCGGCAGGACGGCGGCAAACGAGGCAAGGACUCCAGCAGGCGAAGUGACUUCGGAAAUUCGACGAAGAAUCGGUCAGAGGAAAUUUUCACUUUCCUCAACACCACUUACGAGCAUGUCCUCCUGACAGAGGGGGAGUUGAUCCCGAAGCCGAACAACCGAAAGCUCCCUCGGCAGAACGGGAAAGACACCGGUGUAUUCUGCCGAUACCACCAGUACAAUGGCCACGAUACAAAAUCGUGCAUCGCCCUUCGAAAGAUAGUCGAACGCCUCAUCAACGACGGCAAGCUGGAUCAGUACCUAAACACCAACACGGCCUCGGAUCAACCCUCGAAUCGACAGAUUAAUAUGAUCAGUGGAGGGGCACCCAUCCCCGAAACCAGCAACCGAUCCGUCAAAAACUACAUUUGUGCCGUCCAGCAUCCCCAGAUCCUCAGCGUAGCGGGAGGACGCCACGACAAGACCCAACGAAUCGGUUGGGAACCUAUUACCUUCUCUGAAGAGGAAGAACGAGACAUCAUCUUCCCCCACUCCGAUCCCAUGAUCAUACGAGCCGAUAUUUCGGAUUUCGAUGUGGGCCGAAUCCUCAUAGACACCGGCAGUUCUGUCAAUGUACUAUUCGCCGACGCUUUUAAUGCCCUCGGCAUAGAUCCUCAACAUCUGAACAAAGAUAUCACCCCCCUCCUAAGCUUCUCGGGUGAUGUGAUCAAACCGAUCGGCAGUGUCCUGCUUCCGUUCGCAGUCGGCACCAUUCCCAGACGAACGGUCAUCUAUACCCACUUUCUGGUGGUCGAUUGCCCAACAGCAUAUAACGCCAUCAUCGGCAGGACGGCGCUCACCAAGAUGAAAGCCAUGCUGUCACCACACAUGCUCCUCCUCAAGUUCCCCACCCACGUUGGCGUAGGCCAAGUGCGAGGGGAUCAGUUGAGUGCACGGACAUGUUACGUUUCGACAACGAAGGAAUAG
Messenger RNA from Prunus avium (sweet cherry), 1182 nucleotides. RefSeq lists its product as uncharacterized. The record is from RefSeq and is a predicted model, not a curated record. Lineage: Eukaryota; Viridiplantae; Streptophyta; Magnoliopsida; Rosales; Rosaceae.